GUAUUUUCAGCGUACCCAGUGUCUCCUGCAAAACAGAACAGAACUGCCCGAUCAGCUGUUACAAGCGACGUAGUUUCCAUUAUCGGCUCUAGUUGAGGUGCUUUCUUUUUUCUUUUCUUUUUUCACUGAGUAACUCAAAUGACCUCCUGUGUGUAAACCAUAGACUGUAGAUACGUGUAAACCCAACAUGGACAACCGUAAAAGGCCGUUCGACGGAGGGUUGAGCCCUGAUGAAAGCUUCAAAACGCCGGAGAAGAAAGUGUCAGCGGUCCGGCUGCAGGACUCGGACUACAUGCAAUGGGGAGUCGAGGAAACUUGUCGCUACCUGCGUAGAGAAGAUCUCGGAGAAUUUGAAGAUACAUUUCGAGCACAAAAAAUCACAGGAGUCGGCCUGAGGUAUCUGAAUGACAGCGAUCUGGAGAAGAUUGGCAUUGAGAGCCUUGGUGACCGGCUGCGGAUCAUACACAGCCUCAGGAAGCUGUGGCAGAUAACAGCAGAGCCAAGCAAGGUGUUUAAUGAUCCCAUUCAUGGUCACGUGGAGUUACAUCCUCUACUCAUCAAAAUCAUUGACACGCCUCAGUUCCAGAGACUACGAAACCUCAAGCAGCUUGGAGGGACCUACUUAGUUUUUCCUGGAGCGUGUCACAACCGCUUUGAACACUCGAUCGGGGUGGGUCACUUGGCAGGCCGACUUGUUCAAGCUCUGAAUGAGAGGCAGCCUGAACUCCUCAUCUCUCGCAGAGACAUCCUCUGUGUGCAGAUCGCUGGGCUCUGCCACGACCUGGGGCAUGGGCCAUUUUCCCACAUGUUUGAUGGGAUGUUCAUCCCCAGGGCACGUCCAGGAAUAUCCUGGAAGCAUGAGACCGCCUCUCUGGCCAUGUUUGACUACCUGGUGAAUGACAACGGCCUGAAGAAAGAGAUGGAGCACCAUGGCCUGGUGCUGCCCGAGGACUUGGACUUUAUAAAGGAACAGAUCGCUGGACCACAGGGCUCUGAGGCAGCUAAGGGCCAGAAGUGGCCUUACAAAGGGCGUCGAGAAGAAAAGUCCUUCCUCUAUGAAAUCGUGGCCAACAAAAGAAACGGCAUAGAUGUGGACAAGUGGGACUACUUUGCUAGGGACUGCUACCACCUAGGAAUCCAAAACAACUUUGACUACCGACGCUUCCUGAAGUUUGCCAGGGUGUGUGACGUGGAGGGGCAGAAGCACAUCUGCACCAGAGACAAGGAGGUGGGCAAUCUGUAUGACAUGUUCCACACGAGGAACUGUCUCCACAGGAGAGCCUACCAGCACAAAGUGGGCCACAUAAUCGAGAUCAUGAUCACAGAGGCCUUUUUAAAAGCAGACAAGCACAUCCCGCUGACAGGCUCAGGAGGGAAGUCGUUCACUCUCUCCACAGCCAUAGACGACAUGGUGGCCUACACCAAGCUGACAGAUUACGUGUUUGAGCAAAUACUCAACUCCUCCAGUGAUGACCUGAAGGAGGCGAGGCAGAUUCUACAAAACAUCGUCUAUCGACGCCUCUACAAGUGUCUGGGCCAGACUCAGGCAGAGAAACCAAUAACUGUCAACCAGGAGACACUUCGCCGCUGGGAAGAAAAAUUGGCUAAGUCCAUCCCCCAAAACGGCCCCCAGGACGUCUGUCUGCAGCCAGAGGACUUUGUAGUUCGUGUCAUUAAGAUGGACUAUGGGAUGAAGGAACAGAACCCCAUCAACAACGUGCGAUUCUAUUGCAAGGACGACCCUACCAAAGCUUUCCAAAUUCGCAAGAAUCAGGUGUCUAAACUUCUCCCUGAGCAGUUCACCGAGCAGCAUAUCAGGGCCUACUGCAAGAAGACGGACAAAAAAAGCCUGGACGCUGCCAAGAAGCAAUUUGUGCAGUGGUGCAUGGACAUGAACUUCUCAAAGCCUCAGGACGGUGACAUAAUAGCUCCUGAGCUGACUCCUCUGAAGAAGAGCUGGUCAAGCACCAACGAGUGGGAGCAUGGUGGUAUUUCCAGUCAAGGACGCAGUGCUAGUGCAAAUGGACAAGAGAAAGCCAAAACUAAGCUUUUCAAGUAAGAGGAGGAGCACAAAUGACCCCUCUGUUACACAUGUUGUAGAUGGUGGAUUUGGAAGGUGUUGAGAAUAGUAGUGAGAAUUAUAUUUUUCUAUGAGGCGAGUGUGUAGAUGAGCACAGCAGAUUUUAAUAGCAAUACUUCUAUUGGAAGCUCAAUGUUUACACCAAAAAGAAUGUUUUCACAAAGGGGAAUCAUAAAUGUAUGUUCAGGGCUUAUACUCAGGUUGUGGUUUUUUUGGGGGUUUUUUUUGAAGAAGAUCCUUCUUUAGUAUUUAACACAUCCAUAAGUUUUAGUUUGAUCAUUUUAUCCGGGUUUUUAUUUUAGACUAACUUCAUUCUUAGCUGCAUCCGUCAAAUAUAGAUAUACUGUUCAUCAUUAAUAAUGUACAAUCAUGUAUUUGCACUACAAACAAUAAAUCAAGGUCAAUCUAAAUGUACUCUAAACACGAGCAUAGUAUGUUUCAGGGCAGUGUAUGUUUGUAUGUUUGUUUGUUUUUUUACAGCUGAUGCAUGUCGAGGCGGUAUUUAAUUUUGCUUUUUAAAAGUAAGUUACUCUCCAUCCGAAACACAGUUUCUGACACUGAAAGUAAGCGUCUCUUUUUACAAUUGGUAUUUUCCAAACUUCUUACUUUUAGAUGUAUUUAUAUUUCAAACCUCUUUAUUUAAUGUUCUUACAGUAAGCAGCUGAAGUCAUAUGUGUGAUGGUGUUUGUUUUUAUUUACAUUGGUGAUCUGUGCAACAUCUGAUGACUGUUUUGGAUACUAUUUAUCAAGCGUGUCUCAUUUGAGGUUGUUUUGCUUCGCGUAUGUAACGAUAUAUCUAUUUUUGAAGAAUGUAAAAGAGAAACCAAAGUGUUUGUGGAGAUCCUGUAAAUAGUAUAACUAUUGAAAGGAUUUCAAAAUAAAACUCUUGGUCCUUGUUA
Molecule: messenger RNA, 2979 nt
Organism: Labrus bergylta (ballan wrasse)
Lineage: Eukaryota; Metazoa; Chordata; Actinopteri; Labriformes; Labridae
Source: RefSeq, a predicted model, not a curated record